Molecule: messenger RNA, 1072 nt
Organism: Carica papaya (papaya)
Lineage: Eukaryota; Viridiplantae; Streptophyta; Magnoliopsida; Brassicales; Caricaceae
Gene: HB52
Product: homeobox protein 52
Biological process (GO): positive regulation of DNA-templated transcription
Cellular component (GO): nucleus
Molecular function (GO): DNA-binding transcription factor activity, RNA polymerase II-specific; sequence-specific DNA binding
Source: RefSeq, a predicted model, not a curated record
AUCAUCUCUUUUCCAAACUCAACCUUCAUUCUUUACAUACAUAUAUACAUAGAUACAAACACACAGACACAUACAUAUAUAUAGUAAGAGUGUUUUGUAGUCCAGGAGCAGAGGAAGCUUAUUAAUGGAGUAUUUCCAUGGAACCCAACAAAACCCAAAACAGUUUGGUAAAUUGCAUAACAAGAAGAGGUUGACACACGAGCAGGUGAGGUUGCUGGAGAGGAGUUUUUGCGGCAACAAGAAGCUUGAACCAGAGAUGAAGGUGCAGCUGGCGAGUCAGCUGGGUUUGCCGCCGAGACGAGUAGCGAUUUGGUACCAAAACAAGCGAGCCAGGUGGAAGACACAGAGCCUUGAGGUGGACUACAACACGCUCCAGGUGAAGCUGGAGAACGCCUUGGCCGAGAAGAGACAGCUGGAGAGAGAUGUGAGGCUGCUGCAGGUGGAGCUCGGCAAAGCUCAGGAGAUGUUGUUUGAAUUCAGCCACCAUAGACAGCAGCAGCAGCAGCACCAACUUAUGCAAUCCCAUCAUCAUCAUCACCAUGUUUAUUCUAAUCCUGAUCAUCACAAUAAUAAUGGUUACACGGUGAUGGUAAACAAUUGUUCCACGAGUAAUUCUUGUGAAGAUCAGGGAUUCAGCUCUAGCUUCCACCACGAUCAGGAUGUGGUGAGCGAUGAGGACUUGCGGCUUGACGAGCUCUAUGCUUGUUUGAUUGGUGCAAAUGGGUCGUCGUCAACAUGAGCUUAAUUUAGUUGAUUAGGACUCAACUCUCUCUCUCCCUCUCCCUCUCCCUCUCUCUCUCUCACAGACAUUAAUAUGUAUACGUAUACAUAUACAUUAAUUAGAUCAUUAAUGUUCGAAGAUUCAAGUCCUGUGAAUUUGGUUUUUCAUUUUUUCUCUUGUCCUUUUCGUUCCUCGGUCAUCCUUUUGUUUUUAGCGUCUCUUAGUUUCUUGGAGUAGAAACCGGUCUGUAGAAGAAGAUCAUCAAAGAAAAGGAAUGAAUUUUCUAAUCCGACAUGUACUAGUGCUGUUUACAGUUAAGAAAGAUAAUCAGUGAAUUAAUUCAUAUAGAUA